Molecule: messenger RNA, 2622 nt
Organism: Seminavis robusta
Lineage: Eukaryota; Bacillariophyta; Bacillariophyceae; Naviculales; Naviculaceae
Source: the annotation of a GenBank genome assembly
AUGGUGGACCCCGAUUUGGUUGCAUUCCUCCAGGUGGCCUCAAGAAGGAAGAACCUGCAUGGGAAAUGGGUUCCAGCACUGUACUGGGCUUUCCUCAUUGCCAAGGAACAAAAGAAAACAGAGCCAAUGGCACCAUCAGACUUCAAGACAAUGAUAAACAAGAGCAGUCUGCUAGAGAGAAAACUUACCCCCAAUGACGGUGCCACCGCCGACAUAUUUCAGAUCCACACCAACGGCACAAGGACAAAGUCACGGCGGGUAUCUCUUGGUGACACACUCAAUGGAACCAAAUCCAGGUUCUUCGUUGCAGUGGAGACCAAAGAGAAAGUACCCAUGAACAUAGAUGAAUUAAAAAAAGCCCAGAAGAAGAAGAACUUCCAGGAAUGGUACGAGCAUUACUCGAACUAUGUACCUGUCAAGUGCCAACAAGAAGAGGAGAGUGAGGAGGUGCAACAACAGGCACAACAACAGCCCAAUGCACUCACCGUAACAACCACAACUGUUGCAGAGACAGCAGCUCAACAACAACAACAGCCUCCGACUGUGACUCCAACCAACUCUGAUACGGAUGGAGACGAGCAACCGAGAACAGCACCGAGCGUGGAGACGGAAGAACCGGAACCGGAAUCCAUCUUGAGAGAUCCAUUAAACAGCGACCUCCUUGCCAUCUUUGACGGCCUUGUCAACCCAGAGUUCCUCAAUAGCCCUGACUUCUUUGUUGAGAAGGAAGAUGACGAUGAUACAUGUAGUAUCCCCGACACACUGAGAGACCGGAUCCGGCGGCUGGGUAUCGAACUGCAGAAAGAAAAGCAUCGCAAGCAGUAUGAGAUGUUAGAAAAAGAAAACCCGCUAGCAGAAGUGGACUGCAGCAAGCACAAACCUGCUCUUGAUAAGUUCUGUCUCCCACCAAACAAGAGAGCUAUCCAGAGCGUUGUCCAGAUAGCAUUGAGGAUCGAAAACGACACAGAUGGGAAGGCUGGCCUGUUUCAGCUUCCGAAGUAUGGUGGGGGAGAAGGCAAAGGAUAUGGCCGUCAACUUGUUGCAAUCAUUCCUUCCAACAACCUCAAGACAUUCUUGCACAAUGGAAAGCAGUGGUACCCUCGACUCCUUGAAGCGUCCAGAGGAGAAGAAAUGACUGAUGAUGAUGCCGGCUUUGCCAUGACCAAGCUUGCUCGAUACCAUCACGAGCAAUCAUUCCACGACGUCUGCCGAACUAUGGUGGAAUUCAAGCAGAAGAAAAUGUGCCCAUGGCGUCAGAUAUUAAUGAUGCACAAGGCCAACCUCACAUAUGAAACAUUCAGAACACUGAGGCCAUACCUCAAUGCGGACAACUGUAAUCCAUUUCACUCAGAGAGAGCCAUUCGCAAGAUUGAAGUAACACCGGACAUCUCCCCAAUCUUUGCGGAAUUCGAUGAGGGCGGGGUAAAGAAACAUGCUUGGUGCCUUCCUUGCACUGAAUUGGUCGCUCAAGAGAUAGAGAAGAGAGAGUCGCUCAAAGAAGAAGCGAUCCAUGCCAUUGUAUCAGCAGACCACGGGCAAGGCGCCAUGAGAGUGAACCUUGGUCUCCGGUUCAUCAAAGAUAACAAGGUUGUCGACGAAGUUGAUCACUUGGUAGCCAACGUUGACUGCAAAAAGGACAACCGUGAAGUCAUGCUGGCCAGCCAAGUCAUCUCCAUUAUCAAUGAUUCAGUCAAGACAAUGGUUGCAGCACUUGGCAUCAUGCACGUGAUGAUAUGCGCACAAGGCGAUCUGAAGUGGUGCUCGGACGCUCUUGGCAAAACCAACAUGUCAAUCCACCACUGCCAUCGGUGCCGACAAAGGCAUACUGACUUUCAAAAGGGAGGUAAGAGCCAUCCACUGGAAAUCAUUAACCCGUGGACUCUUGACAAGCUGAAGGAACACCGAGAGAAACUGGAGAGACGAGAGUUGGAGCGAACCGCAGAUGAAGCCAGAGGCGUGGUCGAUGCCCCGCUGCUGGAGAUAGAGCCAGGGAACUUCAUUUAUCCCCCACUCCAUGGCUGUGUCUUGUUUGCGAACACUGUCUUCAGCCACUUCCAACUCUAUCUCAACCACCGAAUCCAAUCAAUCCCUCUUGAGCUGCUGCUGGCUCGAGCCAAGAAGACAGCAAUAGAGCGACUGGUCGAAGAAAAGAAGCAGACGGCAUUUGAUCUGGAGGAGCAACUCAAUGGAAUGGAAGCAGACCUUGUGUACCUUCGUAGUGGUGGAGCCUUUGAAGACGACGAUGAUGACCACAGGCAGCAAUUCCUUCUUCUGGAAGGAGCUGCGCCAGAGACCAGGAAGAAUCUGGAGGCAGCACAGAAGCAACAUGAAGACGCCAAAUCAAAAUUGAGAGUCAAAGAUAUGACGCCAGAGGAAGCUAGAAGGUUGCAAGCCGCGGUUGAAGAGGACAUGAAAAGAGAGCAACAUGAGGCUGAGGAAGCGGCAAUGCGGCAACUGGAAGCAGCACAGAAAGCAGUCGGCAAGGCAACCGGCAACAAGGCAACCGGCAACAAGGCAACCAAACCAAAGAAGAAGACAACAGCCAAGCGCAAGGCACCAAAACCCAAGGACCCAACCAAAACAAAGACCAAGCCCAAACAGAGCGCAGCAAACAGCGAGUAG